AUGGUUAUAGGUUCUAAUGCUAAACAGCUGCUUCGUCAACGGGAGAAAGAGAUCCAGGACAUCAUCCAAACCGAGAUUCAUUGCUCUGAGGUUUGGGCAACUCAAAAUGUCCGCGACAGCAUCAGUCUGAUUGAAACAAGCGCCUCUCUCGUUACAUCAAGAAGUAUGAGUGGAUCAAUCCCUCACACAGAAGGCGAAAGAUCAUUUGGAUUCGUCUUCAACCGGCCCAUGGGAGUAAUCCUUGGAAUCGCGCCCUGGAACGCUCCCCUGGUCCUAGGCUUUCGCGCCGUGGUGGCACCUAUCGCGAUGGGAAACACAGCUAUACUCAAAGUAAGUGGUCUCCGAUGAGCCUAUGCACGUAACAUGAGACGCGAAACUAACGGUCCCCUCCCCCCAAGGGAUCUGAGCUGAGUCCAAGGACUCACCACUUCAUUGCGCAACUGUUCGUGGAAGCCGGUUUCCCGCCUGGAGUCGUCAACUUCAUCCUGCACCGACCGGAAGAUGCGGCGGAUGUAGUCAACGCCCUGGUGACGCAUCCUGCGGUUCGGAAGGUCAACUUCACAGGCUCCACGGCCGUUGGUCGAAUCAUUGCCGAGACGGCUGGCCGAGCCCUCAAGCCGGUGCUGCUGGAGCUGGGUGGUAAGAACUGUUCCAUCGUCCUGAAGGAUGCCGAUGUCGAGAAGGCAGCCGAGGCCAUUCUUCAGGGUGCGACGUUAAAUGUGAGAUUUAACCUUCUCUAAAUUAAUAUUGGGAGUGGAGUUUUCUCAUGCUAACCGCUGCACAACAGGGAGGUCAGGUUUGCAUGUCUACUGACCUGGCCUUUGUCGCGGCUGAGAUUGCCGAAGCCUUCAAAGAGACGCUUCGAAAUAAGGUCAAGAACUUGCGCGCCACAUCGCACAAGGCCAUCAGUACUCGCGGGGCCGCCAAGUCUCUGUCCUUGAUGGAAGAAGCCAGGAAGAAAGGAGCCAAAGUAGUAUCUGCUGCCACUGAAACUCAGACCAAUGGUCGAGACCCCCAGGAUGUUCCAGUCACCUUGAUUGAAGACGUCGAACCAUCGAUGGAUUUCUUUUCCGCAGAGUCCUUUGGGCCUUUGGUCGGCGUGGUGGCGGUCGACACCGUGGAUGAAGCUAUCAAGAUUGUCAACGAGAACGAGUACGGCCUUUCUUGCGCCAUAUGGACCGGAAACCAUCACCAGGCGCUGGAAUUGGCACAGAGAAUUGACACUGGAGCUGUUCAUGUCAACGCAUCGACUGUGCAUGAUGAGGCAACAUUGCCACACGGCGGGAGCAAGACGAGCGGAUUCGGCAGGUUUGGGGCUGAAUGGGGACUUGCGGAGUUUGUUCAGACUCAGACAGUAAUUUUAAACCCAUAG
Molecule: messenger RNA, 1372 nt
Organism: Clonostachys rhizophaga
Lineage: Eukaryota; Fungi; Ascomycota; Sordariomycetes; Hypocreales; Bionectriaceae
Source: the annotation of a GenBank genome assembly